AUGUUUGAAGAAUCCCGCGAACAUAUACGCCUUAAAAGGGAAUUAAGGGACAUCCAAGAAGAUGGACAAUCCUCAGUAAAUGCUAAUAUAGUUGAUGGCGAUAUAUUUAAAUGGAAAGGUUAUAUUCGGGGUCCAAUUAGUACACCGUAUGAAGGUGGACAUUUCGUAUUGGAUAUAACUAUACCACGAGACUAUCCUUAUAGUCCUCCAAUGAUAAAGUUUGAUACGAAAAUAUGGCAUCCUAACAUAUCUAGUGAAACAGGUGCUAUAUGUCUGGAUAUCUUAAAGAACGAAUGGAGCCCUGCUCUAACAAUAAGAACUGCACUCAUAUCUAUACAAGCCCUAUUGUCGGCUCCAGAACCUGAUGAUCCACAAGACGCACAAGUUGCAGGGAUGUAUAAGAGAAAUUAUGAUGAAUUUGCGCGUACGGCAAAGUUGUGGACCACGACCUUCGCGAAGGACAUAAAUGAAACCAAGGAAGGAAAAAUAUCCAUGCUGACAGAAAUGGGUAUAGAACGAGAUAUAGCGGUGAAGGCACUAGAAGCCAACGGCUGGGAUACCACCGUGGCCAUUAAUAGGCUCUUGGAUUCGUAA
Theileria equi strain WA is the source of this 594-nucleotide messenger RNA. RefSeq names its product ubiquitin-conjugating enzyme family member protein. The transcript is spliced from 8 exons. The coding region runs from base 1 to 594 and encodes 197 amino acids. Gene Ontology annotation, molecular function: protein binding. NCBI's taxonomy places the organism in Eukaryota, Apicomplexa, Aconoidasida, Piroplasmida, Theileriidae. The record is from RefSeq and is a predicted model, not a curated record.